CCUUUUUUUUUAAGAAGGUUUAACCAGUCUCGCUCUCGCCUCCCCCCUUCCCUUUGAAUCGAAUAGAAAGUUUGGUGAUCGGAGCGAGGAUGGAUGAGGAAUUGCUGGAAUUGCAGAGACAGUUCGAAUUCGCACAGCAAGCGAAAUCGAGCGUUCGAUUAUCGGAGCGAAACGUCGUUGAAUUGGUCCAGAAGCUUCAGGAGCUCCACAUCAUCGAUUUCAAUCUUCUCCACACCGUCUCCGGCAAAGAAUACAUCACCCCUGAUCAACUGAGGCAUGAAAUGGUGGCGGAGAUCAAUAAAUUGGGGCGUGUUUCUUUGAUUGAUAUUGCGGACAGUACAGGGGUUGAUUUGUACCAUAUUGAGAAGCAAGCUCAACAUGUUCUUGCCAAUGAUCCGGGGCUUAUGUUAAUUCAAGGGGAAAUAAUAUCAGAAUCCUAUUGGGACUCUGUAGCUGAAGAAAUCAACGAGAGGCUUCAAGAAUGUAGCCAAAUUGCUUUGGCAGAGCUCGCCGCACAACUACAUGUUGGUUCGGAGUUGGUCACCUCUGUGUUGGAGCCCCGCCUCGGGACUAUGGUGAAAGGUAGGCUUGAAGGUGGGCAACUGUAUACCCCUGCAUAUGUUGCUCGUGUUAGCGCCAUGGUUCGUGGUUCUGCGAGGGGUAUUACAGUCCCAACAAAUUUAUCGGUGUUGUGGAGUUCAUUACAGCACCUACUGCAUGAAAUGGAUGGAGCCAGUGGUGUGGCCAUUGAAGUUUCAUUUUUCCAAUCCCUAUUUAAUGGGCUUCUGAAGGAAGGCAAGGUUUUGGGAUCACUACGUGCAGGAGUUCAUUGGACGCCAAAUGUCUUUGCCAUUGCUCAAAAGGCAUGUGUAGAUUCUUUCUUUUCACAGAAUUCUUUUAUCAGCUAUGAAACUCUGCAGAAACUUGGAAUUUCUCAGCCUGUUCAGUUCUUGCAGUCCAGAUAUCCUGACGGUAUACCUUUAGUCACCGCCUUUGUUCACCCCUCAAUGAUUGAGAUGUUGGAUGCUGCUAUUGAGGAUGCUCUUGAACGCAGUAGUUGGAUUGAUUCUCUUUCUGUAUUAUCUGCAUCCUUUGGACCCCAGGACGCUUAUAAAAUUUUGUCCCUCUGUCCAUCUAUUCAACUGGCUCUCAAGUCUAAUAAAGUACUCAUUUUUGGGGAGUCCUAUGUAUUUAGCAAUGGCUUUAUCAAGGAUGUGUAUAGUCGAAUGGAGAAAGAGGUGGAAUCCUUCAGUGUUUCAGGGUCUUCUGGUGUUAUGCUGUCUGAUGAGUCACACUUGGUCAAUGUAGCUAAAUUUGGACAUGAUUCAAGCAGGUUAACUGAGUCAAAUGAUGCUGGCAGUGAGACUGCUAGUAACAAACAGGCUAUUGAGAAAGGACCAAAAAAGAAAAAGGGGAAGUCUGCUGGGAAUGUAAUAUCAGGGGCAGCUGAAAGUGGUUCCGAUAACCAGGAGCAGGUCCCUACAAAAUCCAAGAAAAACCAGAGGAAAGGCAAGGAUACGUCUUCCUUACUAGUGUCAGAUUCAAAAAUAGGUGCUAAGAAAGAAUCAGUUAAAACAAAAGAGGACAAUCCCAGCAUUCCUUCAGUUGAAUGGCUAAUGCAGAAGAUUAUGACACUGGUUCCUGAUUUUGAAGAACAAGGUAUAGAUGAUACCCAAACAGUUCUUAGACCUUUAGCAAACCAUUUGAGACCUAUGUUAAUCAAUUCUUGGAAGGAAAGAAGGAAGGCAUUAUUUACAGAAAACGCGGAAAGAAUGAAACGCUUACUUGAUAAUUUACAAAGGAAACUCGAUGAGUCUUUCUUAAACAUGCAGCUGUAUGAAAAAGCUCUAGAUUUGUUUGAAGAUGAUCAAUCAACUUCAGUUAUUUUGCACCGGCAUUUGUUAAGAACAGUAGCUGCUCCCAUUGUGGAUACGCUCCUACAUAACUUGGACAUCCACAACAAAUUGAGGAAUGGGAUUGAAGUUGAGGAAGCUCAAAAUUCAGAAUCUGUUUCACUUAGUCCUGGAGAAAGAACCGCUAUUGCGAAGAGUUUUCCAGGAUCACUGUUGAAUAAGGCUCUUGCAGUGGUUGAUGCUUUAGAAGGAAAGCGGGUAGAAACUUUCAUGGAUGCAUUUAGAGCUCUAUCAGAAGAGAGUGGGUUACUCUUGAAAAAGCUUGACAAGAAAUUGGAAAGAACACUUCUGCAUUCAUAUCGCAAGGAUUUAACAUCUCAAGUUUCUGCUGAAAUUGACCCAGUUUCUCUUCUGGCAAAAGUCGUCUCCUUGCUAUAUAUACAGGUUCACCAUAAAGCUCUUCAAGCCCCUGGAAGGGCCAUUUCUGUUGCUGUUUCUCGACUGAAGGAUAAACUAGAUGAUUCGGCAUGCAAGAUCUUAGCAGAUUACCAAACUGCAACAGUGACACUUUUAGCAUUAAUGUCUGCUGCAACUGGCGAUGAAGAAGACUGUUCAUCUGACAGAAUUUUGACUAAAAGGGAGCUUUUGGAGAGCCAAAUGCCAGCAUUGAAAGGCCUGGUUUUGAGUGCUUCACAAACUUGACUCUGCGUGAAGUCAAAUUUCAAAAGGCCAAAGUGAAUCUUCGAAAGAAAUAGUCAACUGAUUAUAGAAAUGUUAAUUUAGUUAAAUUUUUUUGUUUUGA
Alnus glutinosa is the source of this 2655-nucleotide messenger RNA. RefSeq names its product E3 UFM1-protein ligase 1 homolog. Gene Ontology annotation, molecular function: UFM1 ligase activity. Gene Ontology annotation, cellular component: endoplasmic reticulum membrane. Gene Ontology annotation, biological process: protein K69-linked ufmylation; regulation of proteasomal ubiquitin-dependent protein catabolic process; response to endoplasmic reticulum stress. The transcript has 20 exons. The coding region runs from base 90 to 2555 and encodes 821 amino acids. NCBI's taxonomy places the organism in Eukaryota, Viridiplantae, Streptophyta, Magnoliopsida, Fagales, Betulaceae. The record is from RefSeq and is a predicted model, not a curated record.